AAGAGAGGGAUCACCAGCAGCCGCGGUGCUGCGUUCAGGUGUGUUUCACCCUCAGAGAGGAAAGUCCCGGAGUAACGGACCAUGGAUUACAUCGGAUCAAUUAUGACAAGAUAAAACAUGUGGAAGUUCCAGUGUGACGUCGGAGGAAACGUCGAUCAAAGUGAAAGGGUCUGAAGGCGCUAUUAUCUGUCUUCCUGUGCUCUCCUCUCCUCCUCCUGCCUACCCCUUUCCAUCAUGUCUGUAUCCAUGAAGAGCCAACACCAGCGCCGGCGCUCUCUAGGUCCUGUCUCACCCAAGCGCUUAUACAGAAACCUGUCUGUCAGACUGAGGGGAGGAGAGACAUCUGUUGCCAGGGAAAUGGAUACGCUCAAGCACUACAGCAAGUUUGCGGAUGCUUACAGCACCCUGUGGGAAGCAGUGGAAAAUGAGGACACUUUGGCUGUGCAAAGCCUGCUGUCCAGAGACCACACCAGCUAUGGAGGAGGAGGAGCAGGAAGCAUGUGGGAAAGAGGAGAAAGGAAAGAAAAGGACUGGGAGAAAGAGCGAGAGAAAGGACUAAACAGGGUGAGCGAUCAGGGUCUGGUUCCCCUGGACGUAGCGGCCCUCACUCAUAACUCUCCUCUGCUCCAUGUGUUAACAAAGGCAGGAGCCAGGCACAACCCUGUUUUGUGCCAACCGGCUGACUGGGAAAUCAAGCUGCAGGCUCUGGUGGCACUGGCAAACAAACGGGUGGAGGAGAAGAAGACGGAGCUAGUGAAGAAGAAGGAGUUAGUGAAGAAGACUGGGGUAGGGCCUCAGGCUCAGUCUGACAUUGAGAGACAUAUUCGCCUCUGGAGUCUUAGGAUGCAACUGUACUGCAGGAUGAGAGAGAACUUCCAAAAGACAGAACUCCCCGGCCCUCCCACUCUUGUGUCCAUAGUGGUGACCAGUACGACCUCUUUGUUCGUGUCAAUCAAAGAGCCAGAAGGUGACACUAUAGGGCUCAUCACACGCCACAGAGUGGAAUGGAGCACCUCAGCCAGCUUCAAAAGCAUCCUUGACUCAGCCCAAGUUACAGAAACAAAGAAUCCUUCCUAUAGUAUCAAGGGACUCACCGCAGGAGUGCAUUACUUUGUAAGAGCGAGUGCCUACAAUGUGAAAGGAUGGGGCCCACCUCAGUGCUCUACUCCAGUCAGCGCUGCCCCCUCCAGUUGGAGAGAGUGCAUUGGUGUGAAGUCACAGUUCAGAAACCAUGAGGACCUAGUGACAAAACUGCUAGAAGAUCCCAAGGAACCACACUACAGAGGAUACUGCAUAGAGAGCUCUAAGCCCCAGAGUCCCAGCAAGCGUCUGUCUGUGUCUCGUGGCAUCAAACAACUGUUCCAGUCUGCCACCAAGUUUGUUCGCCUCCUACAGAGGGGCGUGUACUUGGCAACCGUGUUCUACUACAAGGAAAACAUUCUGGUGACAGCUGAAGAUCAAAUCCCCAUGGUUGAGAUCCAGUGCUGUUCCACCUCCAUCACCCACGACUUCCUUUGGUUUGCCAAGUUGUCGUGUGCAUGGCAACAGGUGCCAUGGCUCCAGCAGGCCCUCGCCACUGCACAUUCAUCACCAUCCUCCCUCCUUCAGAACAGGCACAACAUUUUAAGAGCAGUUUCCCAGCUGCAGUCUUCCCUGGGAACAGUGGACCUGGGCAGGGUGUACUACGAACCGCUGAAAGACCGGCAGGGUAACGUGCUACUGGUGACAUUGAAGGAGUUUCCAAAUCCCCCCAACCCUCCAGACCCUCCGCUUCACUGGAUGACCCUGACCCGCCUGGAAAAGAACCGCAACAGAGGUCCUCUCCUGCCUGAGCCCACCGCCAUGGACAUGCUCUUUGAGCAACUCAAGGAGAAGCUGUACUUCCAUAGGCACAGCAUGCAGUGGGCACAGGCAGGUCUGUAUGUGGGCAUCCUUAAACUGUGCAGCUCAGUAGAACAGAUCCGGGUCCUGGUGCCACAGAGGCUGCCUAAUCUUCUCUGCCACACACGCGUUCGACACAACGCCCACGUGACCAGAGAGGAGUGGGCGUGGCUUCAGAGUCAUGUUUACUCGACCAUCAGUGGCAGUGUUCAGAACCUGUUGACCGGUGACGACGAAAGCUUGAUGGAGAGCAGUGGACUGGUGGAUCUCGUCCGGUCUCUGAGAGCAGCAAUCACACAUCUCCUGACAAAGCUCAACAUCCCCCUCUACAGGGCCUACCAGUAUGGUGUGUACACUCGCGAGCUGCUGCAGUUUGGAGACAAUCUGUCCAUGCUGCUGCUGCUGCCUCCCAGCGAGGACUUCAGCUCGAGUUACUGGCCUCUGUUGGGCACCAAGGAGCCCGGUCUCACCAUGCCUCUGCAGAUCUUUGAGUUAGUUCACUUCUGGACGUAUGAAAGAGGCUUCCUGUCUCAGUACUGCCAGGCCUGGGUGAGACUGGAGCUGGACACUCAUUUGGCCCAGCAGGCUCUGCGGGAGGCGUUGGACACCAAGGAGGUGCAGGAGGCCCGAGACAGGCUGAACCGCAUCACAGACGUUGCCCAUCGUCUGGAUGUGGUGUGGCGUGAUGCCCGCUGGAUCAUGGACUGUCUACAGUGUGUGCGGUCCAAGCAGUGGGUGGGGGCGGUGCCUCUGGGUCUGGUGAUGGGAGGAGACCCACCACCACGUCCUGAUGGUGAGGACGAUGAGGAGAGUUUGACCAGCAGGCUGACCUGGCCCAGUCUGACAUAUGCACAGAGAGCAAUUACAGAGAAUUUAGUCAGUUCGACUCCCCCUAAUGUAGUCACUGCUGAAGUCUCCACUCCAGCGGGAAUCAUGGUUGUCCCAGAAGAGACCGCGCUGGUGUUGAUGGAGGGCGUCGCAAAGGGAGGGUACCCUGUUGACAUCACUGCCCAGUCAACAUUAGACUUGACAAGCAUUGGCCCAUCUGAAUUAGGAUGUGCGAGUGCUUUAAUUGAAUCUGGACUAGAGCCCGCUGCUGUUGCACAGCUGGAUGCAGGGUUUAAUGUUUUGGACACUCAGGAGUCCUUCAAUGGUGAACAGGACUUUCCCUCCAGCAUCACCGACGUAAUCCGCCCAAUGGAGAUGGCGGAGUUGGUGGACAUCUUGCCCACACUGAGUCUAAUCGAGGAGGAGAUCCCCAGUGGUCCACCCAUACCGUCAGUAAUGGACAUGCUGGAGAGCUUUGGACUAGGGAUUGAUGAAAACAACACCUUGAUUGACUUAGGUAAUUCAGGCUUGAUUAGUGAUGCUGGCUGUCUCUCACAACCUGACCUGCACUAUAGCAACAGUGAUACGAGUGAGGCACACAGUGGGAGUAUGGCGUUACAAGGACAAGACAUGUCAGCUUGUCAUGACAUGUUGAGCGCUGCUUGUGAUGAUGUGCCUGUUUGGUGCUGGGAUUUUCCAUCAGAUGCUACAGAGAUCCAGCAGAUUCCCAGCAACGGAGCGUGUUUUCCUCUGAGAAACCAGGUGGCGUGGGAAAAGCCCUCCAACAGCUCAUCCUGAUGUUGUCUGAAAUAACAGCUGACUUUGAACUUUGUGUCAACAUAUAACUUGACAUUAUUGGCUAAUAGAGGGAAAAAAAAUCAAGAUUUCGGUUUGGAAAGGACCUGAUCCUCGAUUACUGACUUUUGAUCAGUGUCCACUGAGUUAAUAUCAAGUAAUAUCCACUGUGGCAGGUGAAAGUUUAAGUGACAAAUAGAUAGAAUUUUAUCUAAUGUAUAAUUGCAGCUGAUCUACAAAUAGAUGUGGAAAGUUAAAGGUUCAGUGUGUAGGAAUUUUUGACACCUACUGGUGAGACCAUUGACUGCAACAAACAGAGAUGUCAGUUAACUACAGCAUGGUGGCUGUUUGGGCUGCUGUAGAAACAUAGCAGUACAAGAUAGCAGCAUCCAUAAAGCAAGGUUCUAGCCCAAAGUACAUAUAGAAGACUUAUUGUAAAACAAAAAUUUUAUUUAAGCAGUUAUUACUUAUACAACCAUAUUAGGUUAUGGUCAAUUUCUGUCAAUAAGUCUUAAACACAACACACUGGACUGGACCUUUAAAAGAAAGACAAAAGUAUCUUUUGUAAUGUGUAGAGCAGCAGAGCUUCUCAUGUGUACAAACCAAACUAUAGCACCAGCUCUUUGUGACAUGAAAAUCCAUCACUCACUAUAGUACCAAGCAACAUUGCGGCUUUUUAUAUCCUGCAACCAAACCAAUGCAUCAAGUCAAGUAAAAAGCAAGUGUUUUGCUCACUCACUGCAAAUGUUUAUUUAAAUACCUUUGACUGCAUGGUAUUCUAAACAUUUCUGAACUCUUCUUCUGGGUCUCACUUUGUUGGAGCAUGAAAACCAAUCAAAAUCGCACAAGUUAUUUCUUGCUUUAGAUGAAAUUUGGCCUCAUGCUGUGCAUUUUACUGCACAAUUUCCUCUGCCUUUCAUUUCUAGAGUGGGAUGUCUUAAUAAAGGCGUUUUUCCACAAGACUAAUACGGACUAAGCACACUGGUUUAAAAAACUAUGGAGACUACAUUAAGCAUAAUGUAAAGAGUAGCAGGAUGUUGUUGAAGAAACCAGUCAGAGAUGUGUAACUUCUGAUAAGCUGAAGUAUCAUGUGGUCAUGAAAUGGAGGAACGUACAGUGUCAUCGUUUCACAUCUUUUCUUUUUUAUGUUUUUCCAUUUUUCCUAUUUGUUGUACUUUGUAAAGUCCACUGUCAAAAUGUACGUAAACAAUUAAAAUACCUAGGACAUACAUA
This is a messenger RNA of Solea solea (common sole), 4737 nucleotides long. RefSeq names its product ankyrin repeat and fibronectin type-III domain-containing protein 1-like. The transcript has 19 exons. Gene Ontology annotation, molecular function: protein binding. The record is from RefSeq and is a predicted model, not a curated record. NCBI's taxonomy places the organism in Eukaryota, Metazoa, Chordata, Actinopteri, Pleuronectiformes, Soleidae. Gene Ontology annotation, biological process: establishment of mitotic spindle orientation; regulation of establishment of bipolar cell polarity. Gene Ontology annotation, cellular component: spindle. Bases 235 to 3507 code for a protein of 1090 amino acids.